Durusdinium trenchii is the source of this 1605-nucleotide messenger RNA. Lineage: Eukaryota; Dinophyceae; Suessiales; Symbiodiniaceae. The record is from the annotation of a GenBank genome assembly.
AUGCUGUUGCACUGUGUCCAUGUUUUAGUACUGUGCUUGCAGCUGGGUGCUGCAACGGAUGCGACGUGUCGCCAAUGUGAAGAAAGGCCGAAGGCUCCAAGCCUUUUGUCCUUGAAGUCCGAAGUCGCGAUGAGGUCAGUGCAAACCUCUGAGGGAAUGAUAGGCGAUGUCAUUGCAGACUUCGCCAGCGACACAAGCGACAACAACACCAAUGCUUCAUGGGAGAAAGUAAAUCAAAGCCUCCAAGAUUUGGUGGUCAACGUCAUGGCAGCGGAUGUAAACCAAACCAUGGGUGUUCCAAAUCCUGAAGGCAACCAUACGGACCCUCAGAAUCGCACUGGUUUGGGGAAAUUGUCUCAGACUUUGGAAUUUCUUUAUUUGAAAGUGGCCCAGUUGGAAACUGCAGUUGAGCUGCAAAACAUAGAGUUUAAGAUUGCCCAUGAAGACGCACAAAAGGAGAUCCAGCACCUGAAGGACCGUUUGGAUCACAAGGAUGCGAUGCUGCAGCAGCUGAAUGCCAAGUUGAAGCACCAUCAAUCCCAAUCAGGACAUGGCAAGGAAGAACUCCAGGAGCCUGAACCGGUUGUUGCCAACAAGCACCGACAAGCGUGGGUACAAGAUGCGACUCAAAGGCAUCAGAAGCAUCAAAAGAAGAUGGAUGAAAAAGCACAUCGAGUGCUAAGAGAUGUGUUGCUGAAAUUUCACCGGCAAAGUCAUGGAAAGGAUUGGGCUCCAGCUCCAUCUCCUCCCCCUGCACCUGCUUCGCGUGCUUCGCGUGCUUCGGCUUCGCCUUCCCGGCCUGAUAGUGCGCUCUUACAGCGCCAGGGCCGCUCUGGACGUGAGCAAGAAUUGGACAACAGUGUGGCAGCCAAGGUUGUGGAUGAUAUUGUGGAUGGAGCGGAGGAUGUUGGUGGUGCCGUGGUCGAUGGGGCAAGUUCUGUGGUGACCAGUGGAACCGGAUUGGUGGGCGAUGCAUUGAGCGAUGCUUACAAUGCUGCAGCUGACAAGGUGUCCUUUGUGGCCAACACCGUGAUCGACACAGUGGAGCAGGCCGUGGCAAUUCUGAUCAAUGGAUUCGACUUCAGCGCUGGCUGCCCUCAUUGGAUCUGGCCUUCACUGCAGGUGAGCAAUAGUGAGAUUACCAUUGGCUGGGGCCGGCAGAUGUGUGAGGUAGUCUUGGUGGGACAGAGGCUGACUUUAUUUGAUUUCAACUGGGGCACGAUUGCUGUGCCCUACCCAGCACCUAUUGCGGCGAUGGUUGCCAUGGGUUCCAACCUGGUGAACUGCAUCAGUGGCGGUGGGCCAGCAUUUGAUAUUUUCAAGUGUGUUGCGAAGACCAUUGGAGAGACCUUGCUGCAGGUGGUGCCGCCCUUCAGCAUUUUGACGAAGCUCUCGGCCAUGCUCUCAGAGUUCCUGGCCUUCUUUGCGGAGAUGGCCAGUGGUGCCAUUUCGGCGGCCGUGGGAGAAACGACCUCCAUGGUUCAGGAAGCAGCCAGCAGUGGAAAGUUUCCGUCCAGUGGUGAGCAGCCCAAACUGGUGAGCAGCCGCAGGGGGCUCUCCACCCAUUUGCGCCGUCAUGUGCAUCACCAGAGGGUCCGCAAGUAG